This is a messenger RNA of Dendroctonus ponderosae (mountain pine beetle), 3204 nucleotides long. RefSeq names its product AP-1 complex subunit gamma-1 (gene AP-1gamma). Gene Ontology annotation, molecular function: clathrin-cargo adaptor activity. Bases 474 to 3008 code for a protein of 844 amino acids. Gene Ontology annotation, biological process: Golgi to vacuole transport; receptor-mediated endocytosis; intracellular protein transport. Lineage: Eukaryota; Metazoa; Arthropoda; Insecta; Coleoptera; Curculionidae. The record is from RefSeq and is a predicted model, not a curated record. Gene Ontology annotation, cellular component: AP-1 adaptor complex; membrane coat; Golgi apparatus. The transcript has 16 exons.
GGGGGCGCGCGCCCCCCGGUGUUUGUGUGCAAACUGGGGCCCCAGUUGGAUUUGCUGGUAAGCACUGUGGUGUGUCCUGCUUUAACUGUGCGGGUGCGACGAGGACAGCCAGUGGGUUGGGACGGGUGCUUUUCAGAGAGUUACGGGGGUCCCCAGAGAAGUCGGGGUUUUGCCACUAAAUUCCCAUUAGAGGGGCACCCCCCCCCAGAGAGCUGUACGGGCGCCCAGGGCUGCGGCAACACUGCCGGUCGACGCCAAUGACAAGCGGGCGCCAUAUUGCGUGUUUACGUCAACAGGGCCCCCCAUUUAUCUGCCAGUGUCACUGCAAGAGCCAACCAGCAGGAAAUCAGUGCCAGUGGAGCCCUAAAUACGCAGGUGUGAGUGCAGGCCGCCUUUUGUGCUUCGCCCGGGUUGUUUUUAAAUGUGUGCGCCUUGCUUAGAGUGGAGUUGUUGUUGUCGUUAACCUGGCCAAGAUGAACGCUUCGGACCACGGGUUCAACCCGGCCUUCAACAUGGCCACCAUCAAGCAGGUGGUGAACGAGGCCAUCGAGCGAGUGCGGAUGCCCACGCCGAUGAGGCUGCGCGACCUGAUCAGACAGAUCCGCGCCGCUCGGACUGCUGGCGAGGAGCGCAGCGUGGUGAACAAGGAGUGCGCCUACAUCAGGAGCACCUUCAGGGAGGAGGACUCCGUCUGGAGGUGCAGGAACAUCGCCAAACUGCUCUACAUUCACAUGCUGGGGUACCCGGCGCACUUCGGCCAGCUGGAGUGCCUGAAGCUGAUCGCCAGCCCCCGAUUCACCGACAAGCGCAUCGGCUAUUUGGGGGCCAUGCUGCUGCUGGACGAGCGCCAGGACGUCCAUCUGCUGAUCACCAACUGCCUGAAAAACGACCUGAACUCCAGCACGCAGUUCGUGGUGGGGCUGGCGCUCUGCACGCUGGGGGCGAUCGCCUCCCCUGAGAUGGCGCGCGAUCUGGCCGCCGAAGUGGAGCGUCUGAUGAAGUCCCCGAACGCCUACAUUCGCAAGAAGGCGGCCCUCUGCGCCUAUCGCAUCAUCAAGCGCGUGCCCGAGCUGAUGGAGAUCUUCCUGCCGGCCACCCGAAGCAUGCUGAGCGAGAAGAACCACGGCGUGCUGAUCACCGGCGUCACCCUGAUCACCGAAAUGUGCGAAAACAGCCCCGACACGCUCAACCACUUCAAGAAGAUCGUGCCCAAUUUGGUGCGCAUCCUCAAGAACCUGAUCCUGGCCGGCUACUCGCCGGAGCACGACGUCUCGGGCGUGAGCGACCCCUUCCUGCAGGUGAAAAUCCUGAAGCUGCUGCGCAUCCUGGGCAUCAACGACGCCGACACGUCGGAGGCCAUGAACGACAUCCUGGCGCAGGUGGCCACCAACACGGAAACCAGCAAGAACGUGGGCAACACCAUCCUGUACGAGACGGUGCUCUCCAUCAUGGACAUCAAGUCGGAGGGCGGGCUUCGGGUGCUGGCCGUCAACAUCCUGGGCCGCUUCCUGCUCAACAACGACAAAAACAUCCGCUACGUGGCGCUGAACACGCUGCUGCGCACCGUGCACGUGGACACUUCUGCGGUGCAACGGCACCGCUCCACCAUCCUGGAGUGCUUGAAAGAUCCGGACGUGUCCAUCAGGCGACGCGCAAUGGAGCUGUCAUUUGCGCUGGUCAACGCGCAGAACGUCCGCACCAUGAUCAAGGAGCUGCUGGCGUUCCUGGAGAAGGCCGAUCCGGAGUUCAAGGCGCCCUGCUCGAGCAACAUCGUGCUGUCGGCCGAGCGCUUCGCCCCCAACAAGCGCUGGCACCUGGACACGCUGCUCAAGGUGCUGGUGGCGGCGGGCAACUACGUGAGGGAUGACGUGAUCUCGUCCACCAUCCAGCUGAUAUCGGAGACGACCAGUCAGCAGGCCUACGUCACCUUGCAGCUGUUCAAGGCGCUGAGCGAGGACCUGCAGGACCGGCAGCCGCUGACGCGCGUCGCCGCCUGGGCCAUCGGCGAGUACGGGGACCUGCUGCUGGAGGCGCCCCCCGACGAGGAGCACGGCAUCGCCCACCCCCCGACCGAGGAGCAGGUGCUGGAGAUCUACCAAAGGCUGCUGUGGAACCCGCAGAACAGCAACACCACCAAACAGUACGCGCUGAUGUCGCUGACCAAGCUGAGCACGCGGUUCAGCGCCACCACCAGCCAAAUCCAGCAUGUGAUCAGCUCGUUCCGCUCCAGUCUGCACAUCGAGCUGCAGCAGAGGGGCGUGGAGUUCUCGCAGCUGUUCGGCCAGCACGGGCACCUGCGGCCCGCCCUGCUCGAGCGGAUGCCGCCCAUGGAGGUGGUGCGCAACGGCGACCCGCUGGACCUGGCCAAUGGCGACGAGGACAGCCCGGAUGAGGUCAGCCCCCAGCACGCGCCUGCCGGCGAAUCGAACGCGCUGUUGGACCUGCUGGGCGGGGACGACCCAGUGGGGGCGUUGCCGGCGCCCCCGGUGGGCGACAGCCCCAACCAGGACCUGCUGGACCUUUUGGGGCUGGGGCCCCUGAGCGACAACGACGCCAACGUGGACAAUGCGAACUUCAACUUUCUGACUGGUGAGUUGGGGCCUGCGGCGCCCCCUCGCCUUGUCGCAGACGAUCUGCUGGACAGCGGGCAGAGCCUGGCGCCCCCGUUGACCGCCUUCGAGAAGGACGGCCUCAAAGUGCUGUUCAGCUUCGAGGGGCCGCGCGACGGCAACAUGGUGCCCAUCAGCGUGACCGCCUCCAACCAAUCGGGCGCCACCCUGAGCGAGUUUCUGUUCCAAGCGGCGGUUCCCAAGAUUUUCCAGAUCCAGAUGCUGUCGCCUUCCGGCACCGUCCUGCCGCCCAAUGGGGUGGUCACGCAGGUGCUGAAGGUCACCAAUCCCGGCCAGAACGUGCUGAGGAUGCGGCUGCGAAUCUCCUACUCGGUGGACGGAAACCCGGUGCUGGAGCAGGCGGAGGUGAACACGUUCCCCCAGGAGCUGUGGGAGUGAGGGGCGCCGCCCCCCGGCCCCCUUUGUACAUAGCAGGGAAACAUUCCGGCAGGAGGCGCCACUGGAUUGGGUACUUAACUACUGGUUAGCGCGACUGUUACUACUACUACUACUAAUUCUAACCUUGUUUGUUACUUGCGUCCAUAGCUAUAAAUGAGCAACACACUUGAAUUAAAGAAGAUUUAUUGAACUAGAA